GUUCGCUAGACGGUGUUGCUGAUAUUUCCUCUGCGUAGUCCCGCAGCAGGUACCCUCAGCUGCUGAAGCGUGGUAGUAAUACUUGGAGUACAUUCUUGGAAGUCUUAACUGUCCUGCGCACUUGUGCAGGAUCGAGUGGGGCUGCAUUGCAUAGAAAUUGGCAUUAUUACCAGGAAAACAUGUCGAAGCAUGCGCUAAGCGCAGCAGUAAAGUCGGGGGCAGCUGACGCUGCUUCUUUGAUCCGUCGGCAUCUCAGCCCAGCUGUCGCCAGCAAUUCGAAUUUUAUCGCCGAAAGGGCAAGCGGAAGCUACAUCUACAGCACAGAUGGCCAGAAGCACCUGGACAUGGCAGCAGGCAUCGGUGUGGUGUCAACCGGCCACUGCCAUCCCAAGGUGGUCAAGGCCAUCCAGGAGCAGGCUGCCACGUUGAUCCACGCGCAACAGAACAUCUUCGCUGCCAGCACGCCAAUGGCGGGCCUGAUCGACAGGCUGCUCACAAUAGCGCCUCCCAGUCUCACGCGCUUCUUCUUCGCCAACAGCGGCAGCGAGGCGGUUGACAACGCAAUCAAAAUUGCGCGCGGCCACACCGGGCGCCAGAACAUCAUCUGCUUCGAGAACUCGUUCCACGGGCGCACAUAUGGCUCGAUGGCGCUGACAACGUCGAAGACAUAUUACCGGCAGGGGUUUGCACCGCUGAUGCCCCAGGUUGUAGUAGCGCCAUACCCCUACUGCCUGCACUGCAAAGUCCGCGAGGCCCACCCGGACGGAGACUCCUGGUACAAGAUCCAGCCGAACGUGAAGCCGUAUGAUCCGUACGAGGCGCGGGGCUGCUGCAACGCGCCUGUAGACGCGCUCAAGUGGAUCCUGAAGCAGCAGAGCGCGCCGUCAGACACCGCCGCAAUCAUCAUCGAGCCCAUCAUGGGCGAGGGCGGUUUCCUUGCGCCUCCUCCCAACUUCAUCCCGGCUCUGCGCAAGAUCUGCGACGAGCACGGCAUCCUGCUCAUCAUCGACGAGGUGCAGGCAGGCGUGGGCAGGACAGGCAAGUGGUGGGGCCACCAGCAUGUGAGCGGAGAGGCAGUGGAGCCCGACAUCAUGAUCUUCGCGAAGGGGAUCGCCUCCGGCUUUCCCUUUGCCGGCCUGGCUACGCGCGAGAACAUGUUUGAGGGCCUUGCCAGUGGCACCAUGGGGGGCACCUACGGCGCUGCCCCGCUGGCGUGCGCGACGGCAUGUGCGACGCUGGACGUGAUCAAGGAGGAGAAGCUGCUGGACAACGCCACUGCGCGCGGUCAGCAACUAGUCAAGGGCCUGCUGGAGCUGACGGGCAAGUACCCGAUCAUUGACAUCCGCGGCCGCGGACUCAUGUGCGCGGCAGAAUUCGGCGGCCGGGACGGAGGCAUGAGCGCCGAGCCGGGCGUCGCCGCAGCCGUCACCAAGGCUGCCGGCAAGCGCAACAUGCUGCUGCUCACCGCGGGCGCCAGGGAGACGGUGCGGUUCCUGCCGCCUCUGACGGUGAGCGAGGGGGAGAUCGACGAGGCGCUGCACAUCUUCGGCCAGUCCCUGGAGGAGGUCUUUGGCAGCAGCGCAGCGCAGCUCAAGGCCGCCUGAUCUGGCAGCCCUUGCCGCUGCAUGCUCCACAGAUAUGUAACAAAGAUUUCAUGGCUGAUUCUGCAGGGCUGUCUGUGUUCAGUCUUUUGUGUGUUCAUGUUGGCUGACUGUUCCGAGACUUGUCCAUAAACAAUGUGCGGGAGCCAUCUCAUUGCAGAUUUCGUGCAGACAGGCAGCAGGCAGUGUUCUGUGCAUGAGAGGGUGCGAAAACCUGGCACGCUCUGAUGCAGUACAUGAUGAGCACGUCGUGCUUGUGGGGCGGGUUUCAUGGUUGAUGCUAGCACGUUUUAGGUGGGUGAUUUUGUUGUGUGAAUGCUGCUAUUGCGGCAAACACGCCUAUGGGUUUGCAUGAUGUGCUGUAUUGGCACCAGAAACAGCAGUGCAAUGGUACUCUCUUACAAACGCUUAUUGCAAGCAGAAUGAUGUGCGAGCUUGAAAAUGCUUCUUCAGCCAUGCUUAAUUACAUCACAAUAUAUACUUACAGAGGUCAGCAGGCCUCUCCCAAUGUAAAUUCCACUCCAGCUUGUGCCCCCUCAAUUUCAGACAUCCCGUGUUCUCAGGCCGGGAUAUCCCGCUCACUGCGUGCAGCACGCAGGCGUAAAAUGCACUAAUAAUUGAUGCACCGACGCAACAGACACACUCCAGACUCCAGGUGCACCCCUUGAGGUCCCUCCUACGCCUUGUAUACAUACUUGUACAUAUACUUAUGCAAAUAUUCUUGAGCACAGACUUUGCUUGCAGGCAUGGACGACCUUGACCUGCAUCUCACAAUCUUGAACUGACACACAUGCAGCUUGAUGAAGCCAGAAAAAUCACCUCAAAAAAUCCACCGAAACCAGAGAUCACAAUUCAGAAGCCUUGCAUGCAAACGGAAGCUUGACGCAAUAAUUCACUCCUGGGUUCUGUAUGCCUGUUCCCUCUCUGCGCGUGGGCUACUCCUCAAGUUCAUAACAAGUCAAUAUUUGCAAUGUUUCGGCAUGUUCGGCACUUCUUCUGCAUGUUCUGUUCCUGCUCUAUGCUCUAACUUCCAGUUAACCCAACGAGCGCCCAAAUUGCUACAGACUUGCAAGGCAGAACGCUCGCUUCCGCUAUCCAGUGAGGACAUAUCACGCCCAGUGCAGCCAAGCAAAGCCUAGCUUCCACAAAAAGUAGCCUGUUGAGCUGGGCUAGGGG
Molecule: messenger RNA, 2777 nt
Organism: Coccomyxa subellipsoidea C-169
Lineage: Eukaryota; Viridiplantae; Chlorophyta; Trebouxiophyceae; Coccomyxaceae
Product: 4-aminobutyrate aminotransferase
Exons: 10
Coding region: 180-1604 (474 amino acids)
Molecular function (GO): identical protein binding; transaminase activity; pyridoxal phosphate binding
Source: RefSeq, a predicted model, not a curated record